This is a messenger RNA of Arabidopsis thaliana (thale cress), 922 nucleotides long. RefSeq lists its product as uncharacterized. The coding region runs from base 132 to 590 and encodes 152 amino acids. NCBI's taxonomy places the organism in Eukaryota, Viridiplantae, Streptophyta, Magnoliopsida, Brassicales, Brassicaceae. The record is from RefSeq and is marked reviewed. The transcript has a single exon.
AAAGCCCCACGAGUAGUUUGUAUCUCUUUCAAACACACAGACGAGAUCUUCUCUCUAUCUUUCUCUAUCUACAAACUUUCUAAAAGUCACGAGUCAACUCAACGAGUUACGUACAAAGAAGUACUAAAACAAUGGGAGCUUGCGCUUCACGUGAAUCUCGGAGAACAGAGACGGCGAAGCUGAUAUUACCAGACGGAACAUUACAAGAGUUUUCAACGCCGGUGAAAGUGUGGCAGAUUCUUCAAAAGAAUCCUACAAGCUUUGUUUGUAACUCCGACGAUAUGGAUUUCGACGACGCCGUUUUAGCUGUCCCUGGAAGCGAGGAUCUUCGACCAGGAGAAUUGUACUUCGUUUUACCAUUAACAUGGCUUAAUCAUCCAUUGAGAGCAGAUGAAAUGGCGGCUUUAGCGGUUAAAGCAAGCUCUGCGCUUGCGAAAAGCGGUGGAGGAGGUUUGAGUUACAACGAUGAAGAUGUUGGUGAGUGUAGAGUUAGAAGAGUUAAAAGAAACGGUUGCGGCGGAAGAGGUUGUGGUGGUGGUGGUAAAGGGAGGAGAAAGUUCACGGCGGAGUUGAGUUCAAUAGCUGAGUAGAGGGGUUAAAUUGGUUAGUCAAUGUGUAAAUUUUGUAAAUUGUAAUUAGAAAAUUUGACUUUUACAUAAUUUUUACCAUAAAAAAUAUAAAGUUGAUUUCGUUAUUUAAUACAACUAAUACAUAGAAAUGACCAAAUUGGGAGACUUUCACGUGGAUGAAGUGUUCAAAAGCUACUAAUAAAUUGCAUUUAGUCAUUUAGUGGUAAAAAUAUCAAAUCCUCUCUGGCUUUUCUUGGUCAACACCGCGUAAUGGUUACAUGAAAGACACAGUGUACAGUUGCAAAAAGUGGGGAUAAAAGCCCAAGGCCCAUUGUUCCUACGGGCAUAGCCGC